UAGGCAUGAAGGAAGCUUCUUCAUCUCACCUCCGGUCUAGGCUAUAGUUAGCAUUCAGACACACCUAGCUCAGAAGACUUUGAGAUGGAUCUUGCAAUAUCCGCCGUUACAGGUGAUCUUGCCAGCCGAUUCAUCUCUUUCCUCAUGAACAAAUAUGUGGAUCAUCUGUACUCGGAGCAGAAGGUGGAGAGGCUACAGCAACUCUUGUUGAGAGUUCACACGGUCGUGGAGGAGGCAGAUGGACGACACAUCACCAACUCUUGUAUGCUCAUGCAGUUGAAGACGCUAUCAGCAGCAAUGUACCAAGGGUACCAUGUGUUGGACAACAUCAGGCAACAUAAUGGGGCAUCCAAGGACUCGGUGAGCGAUUCAUCUACCUCGUCAGAUUAUAUAAUUCCUUUCAAACGUGCUCGCACAGCCAAUAGUUCUUCGACAAUCAAGGCCUUCAACUGGGAGUUACAAAGUGCACUUCGGAAUCUGGAAGCUGUGGUUGACCACAUGGUGGAGUUUGUCGUGCUUUUGGGCGGAUGCGAGCGCGUCUCCCGUAGACCCUACGACACCUAUCUUCACGUCGACAACUUCUUGUUUGGUCGGCAUGUCGAGAAGCAGCAGAUCAUCAGCUUCUUGCUGCAAGAGAACAUGCCUGGUCCUCCGGCAGUGCUACCAGUCGUCGGUGGACGUGGAGUUGGGAAGAGAACUCUUGUAGCACAUGUAUGCAGGUAUGACAGGGUGCGUUCUCACUUCGCGGUUAUUUUGCACCUGAGUGGAGACGGUCUUACCAAAAUAACAGAUAAUGAAAUUCCGUCAGGGAAGAUACUGGUAGUUGUUGAGUUUGCUUCUGAUGUAGAUGACGAUGACUGGAAAACAUUUUAUUCAACUGUUACGAGCAUGGAUAGAGGAAGCAAAGUGAUAAUCUUAGGCCGAAAUGAAAGCUUGAAGAAAUUUGGGACCGUACAGACUAUUUCUCUGAACCGUCUGGCAUUCGAGGAGUACAAGUACCUGCUCAAGACACUCGCAUUCGGAAGCGCGAACCCAGGAGACCAUCCGCAGUUAGCAGAGAUAGUGGAAGAGUUUGCUGUGGUGUUGGGAGGAUCACUCAUCCCAGGAAACUUGAUUGCACAUGCAGUGAGAAAGAACCUGAAUGCCCAUUUCUGGCUUAGCACAUUGAACAGGAUCAGAAUCACAAUGAAGAUGAACAUUUCCAGGUUUGGCUUCCAUCCAAAUGAGCUUUUGGAUCAAGGCCGUCCGGUACACCUCGGCCCUCAUUACCUCUUGUCUCCUGCUGCUCCCUCUCCUAGCUCUCCAAAUAGCAGUCUACCCAAACUGGUAUUUGGGGACUCGCUAGCAGAAGCAGGCCAUACUGUUCCACCGAAGGGAGAUUUUUGGCUAGUCGCAUGGGAGUCAAGGUUACCCCCAUACACUUCAUUUUCUCAUCUGGUUCGCUUUGUUCCAAGUUGUGUCGAUGAUAAGCCUGAAGCAUCCUUGUCAGGGAAGAAGCGUCUGGGGCCAUCUGCCUAGUCUCAUGCCACAUAUCUUCAAGCAGCAUAUAUAUCUUUUGAGAUAUUUAUAGAUCUGAGUAUAAUGUAACAAUAAACUUACCAAAUUGAUCAUAAUCAGCUCCUUUUUCUUUUAUUAUGGACAAGAGUCACAGGAAAAGAUAUGUAUGUGCCAUUGGUUGGUUCGUACGGAUGGGUUCUGAAUUAGCAGAUCAUGUAUAGCAUUGAUUAUCUUGAUUAGUAUAGGAACCUUUAACUAUCUAAGAACAUGUUAUGAGCUUUUAUUCAUCAUGGUUGGUGUGAUUACAGAGAAGAAACAUAUUCUAUGCAUCACGUGACUUUUCGUGUAAAAAAACAUCAUGUCACCGAGAUACAUUUUCCCAUCUGUAUGUAUUUCAUAAAAUCCAC
Molecule: messenger RNA, 1904 nt
Organism: Aegilops tauschii subsp. strangulata
Lineage: Eukaryota; Viridiplantae; Streptophyta; Magnoliopsida; Poales; Poaceae
Product: disease resistance protein RGA2
Source: RefSeq, a predicted model, not a curated record